Messenger RNA from Brassicogethes aeneus, 667 nucleotides. NCBI's taxonomy places the organism in Eukaryota, Metazoa, Arthropoda, Insecta, Coleoptera, Nitidulidae. The record is from the annotation of a GenBank genome assembly.
UUUUAAUUUAUCGUUUGAUUUGCCAGAGCCAACUUUGGUUUUGUCUCUGUUUUUGUUAUUUUUUGUUAACUGUGUGCGUUUUUGGUUUAGUUUAUCUUUUCAAUAGUAAAAGAAUUAAAAUUUUCAAAAGAAAAACGUAGCCUGAAAAUGGUGAAAACAAAAAAAAGUGUCGAUGCAGCAGCGAGGCCCAGCAGUAGCAGUGAUGAUUCCAAUCAGAAUACAUCCAAAAGAAAAUCUAAAACGCCCGUUAAAAAACGCAAGACACAAAGGGUUGUAUUCGAAGUAUAUCCAGGACGGCAGCAUGCAGUGAGCAAAAAAGUUUGGAAUGAAAUAAAACACCUGCAAAUGACCACCUUCAACUGCAUCCCAAAGGCACCUUUCGCAAGAUUGGUACGGGAGAUCAUGCAAAACACUGUUGAAGGAAGACAAGACUUCCGAAUUCAAAUGGAAGCAUUGGCGGCACUUCAUGACGCCACUGAGUAUUAUAUAACAACGUUGUUUGAGCAUUCAAAUUUGUGUGCCAGGCAUGCCAAAAGAGUAACUCUGGCGCCCAAAGAUAUGCAGUUAGUUUUACAACUAAAGGGACCGACUGACCCUGGAUUUCCAUAGCUUGCUGUGUGUGUGACUUUAAUGUUAUUUUUUUAUAGUUUAACUUAAUUUUGACUGC